AUGGCUCCAACAAAAUCGAGCGCCAGCUCUAUACUUUCCAAUUUACCACUGAGAACGACGAUAUCCACGCGCAGCAGAGCAGCCACCCAAUCUUUAACCAACGUUAGAACGACCAAGCUGAGCGUGAUCAGCGUUAAAAGGAAAGCCGACGCUUCCCCUUCGAAGGACGCCAAGACGACCAAAAGAAUAGCAUUCAGCGAAAAGAACAUCAACAUCACAGAGGCGAAGACCAAACAGGUCGAUGCCAAGCAAAAGAUUACUCUCAAGAAAGCCGCAACCCAAGUGAAAACAGUCACGACGCUUAAGGCCCAAUUGAAAACUCUUCCAUCUGUUAAGACUGUGGCUCGUGUGAAACAAAACGAGAACAUUGCUCCUCUUGCUCCCGUACAUAAGGUAUAUUCUAGAAAACCUACAAAAAUUGUAGUUCCUAAUCAAACUGCAAUAAAACCCAAAGAGGUGCUUAAGGAAAACAAUACUAAAUGCAAUAAAAGACUUAGUAAUGAUUUUGAAAAGACUGAAGAUACUCUGUACUCCUCUGCUUUAGAAGAUAUUUCUAGUAAUGAAUCUACCUACUUCAGUGCGAAGAGACACAAUUUGAGAUCGUCGAGAAGCUCCGAAUCCGAAUCGACCUCAUUCGAUAAAAAUGAGAAAACUGAAGAGAACGCGUCCAGCGUAUCGAUGGUGGCCAGACGUAUGGAGAUUGCUUUGCAUCUCGGAAACCACUCUGUUCCGGACCAAAUAGACGAUUUCGAUAAAGAAAAUUGGGAGGACGUGUUUCAAAUAUCCGAAUACGCCAUUGAUAUAUUCCACUACCUCAAAGAGCGAGAAUCCAGCUUCCCUAUAGUCGACUACUUGGGGCGACAAGUGUGCCUGACUCGUAUCAUGCGAUCGCUGUUGGUCGAUUGGAUGGUUGAAAUCCAGGAGAGCUUCGAGCUGAACCACGAAACACUUUAUUUGGGUGUGAAGAUAGUCGAUAUGUAUCUAGGAAAGGUAGUUGUGGGCAAGGAAACGCUUCAGUUGGUCGGAGCUGCUUCGAUGUUCAUCGCCAGUAAAUUCGACGAGCGAAUUCCUCCAUUGAUCGAUGAUUUCCUCUACAUAUGCGACGGGGCUUACACGAAAAGGGAGUUGAUCAGAAUGGAGAUGAAUCUAUUGCAAGUCAUCAACUUCGAUUUGGGCAUUCCGAUCAGUUAUAGAUUCCUGAGGAGAUACGCAAGGUGCGCUAAAAUCCCGAUGCCCAUUUUAACAUUGGCCAGAUAUAUAUUAGAGUAUAAUUUGAUGAAUUACGAUGUAAUUACCAUUCGAGAUUCCAAACUAGCUUCGGCGGCUCUGUACAUGGCGCUUAGGAUGAAAGAAAUAAGCAAUUGGACACCAACUCUAGAAUUUUAUACAGGUUACAAGUUAGAGGAAUUUAAGGAUGUCAUUGUAUCGCUAAAUAAUUAUUUAAGCCAACCAGCUAAGUCACAAUUGAUGACGGUGAGGAACAAAUAUUCGCACAAAAUAUUUUUCGAAGUGGCCAAAAUUCCGUUGCUUAAGAAUGAACAAUUUUAA
Messenger RNA from Phyllotreta striolata, 1548 nucleotides. The record is from the annotation of a GenBank genome assembly. Lineage: Eukaryota; Metazoa; Arthropoda; Insecta; Coleoptera; Chrysomelidae.